This is a messenger RNA of Purpureocillium takamizusanense, 2813 nucleotides long. RefSeq lists its product as uncharacterized. The transcript is spliced from 2 exons. NCBI's taxonomy places the organism in Eukaryota, Fungi, Ascomycota, Sordariomycetes, Hypocreales, Ophiocordycipitaceae. Gene Ontology annotation, biological process: DNA-templated transcription; positive regulation of transcription from RNA polymerase II promoter by galactose. Gene Ontology annotation, cellular component: nucleus. Bases 50 to 2674 code for a protein of 874 amino acids. Gene Ontology annotation, molecular function: DNA-binding transcription factor activity, RNA polymerase II-specific; RNA polymerase II cis-regulatory region sequence-specific DNA binding; zinc ion binding. The record is from RefSeq and is a predicted model, not a curated record.
CGGCAAACAUCCGAGCAGCAGCAGGCAGCCACAUCCGACUCACACACGCAUGGACGACAGUGAGACGGGGUCCAGGGCUGCAUCGCACCAACACCUGGCCUCCGGAAGCGCCCACGGGUACGCCGCCGCCGCCCAGGAUGCCACAGGAGCAGACGAUGCGCCGCGUUACAUCCGGAGCCGCAUCGCAAACGCCUGCGACGGGUGCAAGGCCCGCAAGGUAAAGUGUGACGGGAGGCUGCCCUGCGGAUACUGCGCCGGCAGACAGCGCCCGCAUACGUGCCACUACUCGCCGCAGCGCAAGAGGAGACCGAGGGGCUCGGCGGCGGCGGCGGCGGCGGCGAGGGCAAACGACGACGCUGCGGGGGCGGUAUCGAGUCCGUUGAGGCGGAGGGCGUCGACGUCCCCUGACGCGGAAUCCCGGAGGCACAAUGGGCCUGUCGCUUCCGAGACAGGUGGUGCCACAGCGCAGCGGCCGCCGGCGGCAUUGUCAUCGUCGCCCCGGAUGGAGACGCGGCGGAGCUCACGGAAGGGGGACCGGAACGACGCUGUGGAGGAGGACAAGGCCGGGUCCGGGGGCGGGGCGAGGACGACAUCGCGUCCGGCAGCUUCCCGUCACCGACGCUCGACCGAGACGUCGCCUGCCGCCGAGGACGACACGGAGGUGCCGCGCGAGGCACGCCUGCUGUGCGACUCGCGCGGCAAGCUCAUCUUCAUCGGCGACUGCGCGCCCCUGUCCUUCUUCCAGUCCGUCCGGCAGCUGGUCACGAGCCGCGUGGGCCAGAACGCCUUCGCGCCCGAGUCGAGCCGCUACUCGGUCCUGGAGAACAAUGCCCCCGCGGGCAUGUAUGGCGGCGGCCGAGACAGGAUCGCCAUGAUGGGCGGCGCUGGCGCUGGCGGGCCACCCGAGGUGCGUCCUCGGGACGUGCCCCGUGCUGUGGCCAACUACCGUGCCAUGACCGCAGGCCUCGUUGACCUGUUUGACGACGGGCAGUUGCCCGACGACUUGCUCGUCUGGGCCCAUGCUGAGGGUCGCGGCCGCUACCAGAACCACCACCAGGUCGCCGAUGAUCUCGGCUCCGUGGUCAACUACCUGGUCCUUGCCAUCGGGCUACUUCCCGACGACGAGCCUCUCUCGCGCGCAUACUUUGAGCACGCACGAGACUGCGCAUACGCCACGCUGAGCGCCAACCUCAGCGUCGGCACCGUGCAGGCCUUUGCCCUCGUCACCGUCUACAUGCUGUGCUCGUGCCAGAUCAACGGCGCGUUCCUCUUCUUCGCCAUCUCUGCGCGCGCCGCCUACUCUAUCGGUCUGCACCGCACCGAGGUCAACGCGAGGUUUGGACCUGCGGCACACCGCCAGCGCGACAAGCUUUGGCGAAGCCUGCGUGUCGUAGAUCUCUUCCUCAGCACGUCCAUGGGCAGGCCGCCUGCCACGUCCGACGUGGACUGCACGGUGCCUUACCGCCGCGUCGCGGGCGGAUGCGAAGCGAAUGACGGGGAGACGCUGCUGGAUGCGUCGGUGCAGAUCUUGCUCAUUACGGAGUGCAUCGUGCUGGAGGUGUACUCGCGCAAGAAGAUUUCGCUCCAGCUGACCGAGGGCAUCUCGCGGCAGCUGCGCGACUGGUCCACGCGGUGGCUCCAGCGGCUCAAGGACGUGGUCGCCGCUGCCGGCCGGCCGGCGCACGAAGCCGAAGGCGGCGGUGGCGUGGAAGCCAACGCGCCGGGGACGGCGACAGAGGCGCAGGCCAUUGGGGCGUGUCAAGUGCUCGCGUCGUAUUACUACUCGGUGAUGCUGGUGUCGCGCCCGUUUCUCAUGUACGAGCUCUUCCGCCGCUUGUCAGACAGCCCGGCCAAAGGCGCAGCGCAGUUGGCCAACGGGAAGAGCAAGCUGGCAGACGCGUGCAUCGACGCAGCCAGCUUGAUGGUCGAGCCGAUCCUGGAUCUUGUCGGACGCGGGAUGCUCAACGUCCGAGUGCCCCUCAUUGUCUCCUGGCUCUUUGCGUCGUCGCUCGUCCUCGGCGUGGGCCUCCUCGGCGGGUUCGGGCGCAUUCUUGAGAAGCACGGGCGCGCAGCCAUCGCGGCGCUCGACCACCUGGCCAAGGCGGACGGCCACGCGGCGCAAUACUCAUUGGUGGCACAGUCCCUGCUGGAGACGGCGCAGGAGUACCUCGAGCAGCGGGAGGCGCAAGAGCGGCUGCGUAGGACAGAAAACUCGAGUCAGCUGUUUGGGCUGAUGCCGUCGUCGUCAUCGGGGGUUGCGCCGUCGCCAGGUGCUCUGGCAGGGGGGAUUCCCGGCAGCGUUGCGUCGCCGGCGAUGGGGCUGACUGGCGGUGUCAUCAGGGGCGCACGGGAGAUGCAGGAUCAGAGGCUCUCAGCCGCGGCAUCCUUCCUCCAGCCCCAUAGUGCAGUGCCCAGCGGCGGCGGCGGCGGCGGCGGCGUCGGGUCACCGGGGAUGGCCGCCGCCGUGGACACGCACGGCAACGGGCACGACGACGGCGCGGAGUCGUCGUCUUUCUUCGGACUCACGGCGGACAGCUUGCUGCAGACGCCCGACGGCAACUACUGGAACGAGGCGACGUUUGGGCCCGGCGGCGAGGGGGACGGGGCGUCGGCGUUGAAUCUAUUUCCGCUGAUGGAGGCUGGAGGGGGCAUUGAUCUGGCGCACUACCUGUGAAUGAUACCCGGGGGAUGCAUUUUGAAGGGAUGGGGCGUCGGUGGACUGGUCCAUGAGUUGGUAAUAUAUUUGGCCUUUUGUGGCUUUGUGAGGCGAGAUGUUGUCCAUGUUCGGUUAGUGUGGUGUUAGUUAUGUGAGG